GGCGAUCUCCUUUCCCUUCUCCGCAGUCCGCCCCCACCUCUCCCGGCUCCUAUUACUCUGUCGUCUGCCCUCGGCGGUGCAGGUGAUCAGUUGUGGCGUCGUCCCGGAGACUAAGGCUGCAGUGAUGCUUACUCCGCCACCUUUGGAGUGGAAUGGACUGUCGACGCCGGCUCAGGCACCGGCAGAUCAGCAGAUUGGCGGGGCAGCAUAUGGAAAUGGACAGGCAGUUCCAAGAAGGAUCACCGAUCUUGAGAAAGAGCUACAUCAGUAUCAGCACAACAUGGGCUUACUCUUGAUUGAUAGGCAAGAUAUGGCUGCAGAAUAUGACCAGUUAAGUCAAGUAUAUGCACAAAAUGAGGAGAUACUGAAGCGUGAACAAGCAGCACACUUGAAUGCAAUAUCUGAAUACGAGAAACGGGAAGAAAGGAUUCGAAAAGCUUUAUGUGUUGAAAAACAAAAUGCUGCCGACCUCGAAAAAGCACUGCAUGAAAUGCGUUCAGAGAUAGCUGAGGUCAAGUUCGUGUCUCAGAAAAAGAUCAGCGGUGCUAAUUCUUUUCAGACUAACAUAGAUGAAAAUUCCUUACUGAUCAAGAAGAAGUUAAGUGCUGCAAAUGCGAAACUUGCAGAAGCAAACCUUAUGAUGUCACAUGCUGAUAAAAAAAUGGAAGACAUUGAAGCUCACCAACACAGAUGUGAGAAGGAAAAGCUAUGCUACGAAACUGAGUGGAAGGCACAAAAGAAUCAACUUAAGGAGAAGGAGGAGACUCAGGAUGAGUGGGAGAAGAGGCUUAUGGAAAGUCAUAAUAGACAAGUUAGUUUUCAGAGAUCUCUUAGUGGCAGGGAGGAGAAGCUGAAUGCGCAUGACAAAACUUUGAAGAUGAAACAGGAAGAACUACAGGAGGCAAAGCAGACUAAUGUAGCCUUGAAACUACACGAGUGUGAUAUCAAUAAUAGUUUACAUAAAUUAUAUUUGUAUGAAAUGGAUAUCAAGUCUAAGUAUAAAUUUUUAGAGGAAAAAGAGGAAAUAUUAGAUGACUGGGAAGAGAGAAUCGACAUGAAAGAAAAGAAGCUUAUUGAGGAUCAAAAGGCUUGUCGAGAAUCCAAAAUACAAGAUUUUGAAUUGGUAAUGAAGAGGGAACGUGAAUCAUUAAGUGAGGAGAUGCAAAAAAUAAUAACUAAUUUGCAGUGGAGAGAAAAGGAUCUCAAGUUAAAGGAGUGUGACCUUUUGAAGAGUGAGCAAGAACUGAACUGGAACACUGAAAUGUUGGAUGCUUGGAAGCAUGAUUUGGAUUCGAGGUCGCACGCCUUGAAGAAGUUGGAAGAAGCAUUGAAAAUUGAUGAGCAAAAUAUGUUAGCAAAGAAGCAUUGUCUAGAAUAUGAAAGAAAGGCUAUUGACAUGUACAAACUAGAUCUUGAAAAAACAAUGUCGUCAACAGAAGCAGAAAAACAGAGUAGUUGUCUUAAAAAUCAAGAGAUACUUAAACAUACAAAGGAAGAGAGGGAUGCACAUAGUAUGAUGCUAGUGCAAUUGAACAAGGUGACUGAAGGAUACAGAGUGGGGAGCAACUCACAAUUCAAAGAAGCUGACGACCUGAGGCAGCAGAAGCUCAAACUUGAGAGAUCAUGGGAAGACCUUGACAUGGAAAAGGCUCAUACUGAGGAGGCUGCGAAGAAGCUUAGUUAUGAAAGGACAAGAAUGGAAAGUUUCCAUGACAGUGAAAAAAGGAGGUUGAAGGAUGUGGAACUUGAGGUGAGAGCAAAAUACAAGAAGUGGAUGGAGGAUAUUAGACUUAAUGAAAAAGCUUUUAUGUGUGACAUAGAACAACAGAAAUUGCAGAACGAUGAAUUACUAGAGGGGGGACGUGCCAACAAUAAAUGCAGCUUUGAUCUCCACUGUCAAAAUAUGGAAAUGGAGAUGGAUCAAAAACAGGUGAGCAAAGAGCAAGAACUGGAAUUCAAGCAGAGUGAGCUAAACAAGAAACUGGAGCUUGUUGAAAAUAAAAUCAGAAGCAUGGUUGAAUUAAACGAAUCCAAGAUUCAGCAGAUCAUAUUUGAGAGAAACCAAAUAGAGAAUGAAAAGAAUGCACUAGUGAAGGACCAGGAAAAGCUGGAAAUCGACAAAGCAGAUAUUAAGGAUGACAUUAAUAGCCUUAAUAUUCUUAGCAAGAGGCUGAAGGAGAGGCGAGAGGUGUAUAAGAAGGAGAAGAAUCACCUUAUUGGUUUGAUUGACAAGCACAAGGUGUGCAAAACUUGUAGAGUUCCUGUUUUUGAUGAGUUGGAUGUUCCUGGUAUUAAAGAUAGCACAGGUUCUCAGUAUCCAAAUUUAGGUAUUGAGGACGAUGAUCGUCCCCUGAACACUGAGAGAUCACCCCAUGGAUCAGGUGGGCUUAUCGAUUCAACUGGCCAUUUUACGCUGCUGCAGAAUUGUUUGGGGCACUUCAGAUCCUCUUCCUCAGAGAAGGCUGAACAGUCAUUGGAACAUAAAGUAUCAUUUCGUGCAAGGCUUGACAACGAAGCAUUGAAACAUGAGGAAGAUUACGAGCCUUCACGUAUUUAUGAAGGAGUGAAUGAUUCUUUUGCUUUUUCUCAGGAUACCCGAUCUUAUAGUAGGGAUGUGGAGAAAAGGGAACUUGAAAGUGCUUCUUUUGGCAAGGCCGGCUCAUCCUCGUUUGCCGUCGCAGAAAAUAUUUUGAAAACCCAGUCAGGCGAUACCAAUAGUAGUAUGGAAAUCGAUGCAAAUAUUGUCUCGAAUGAUGCAAGUGAGAAUGGAUCCGAAGGAGGUUUGCACUCGGAAACUUUAAAUCAAGGAGAACGCCUACAGAACAGGGAAGGUCGACUAAGAAGUGUGAGGAGGACAAGAACUAUGCAGGCAGUGAUCGAUGAGGCUAAAGCGUUAAUCGGUCCGAUAUCUGAAGAGAAACAUAUUGACCAGAAAGAUUUUGUUGCUGCAAGCGCAGGAAGUAUUGAGCAGCGUGUGGAGAACACUGAAGUAGUAUAUUCUGAUGGUGAUGCUUCGGGAGCGCCGCUUCGCAAGAGGCAGCAACUAGGUGGCACGGCAACGCAGGUGCCAGGAGAAAAGCAUUACAACCUUAGGCACAAUAGAGUUGUAAGUGCUGCAACCUCAUCCAAGACGAGAUCCGGCGAAGCGAGAGCUCCCAAGGUGGGAAGCAAACGGAAGACAGAAGAAAGCAGUAGUGAUGAUGCAAAAGGAGCUUCAACUUGUGGGGUGCCUUCCGCUCUGCUAUCAACCGAGUUAGGCGAAGCGGCCAAAGCGCACGAGUCUUCCCAUAUGAAUCUGCCGGCUGAAGCCCAGGAAGUCUGCACUGAAGAGAGUGAUGGGGAUGGCUGCACUGAAGAGAGUGAUGGGGAUGACGAAGAGCCUCCGACGGGAAACGAUUCGUUCAGGAGAUGGCUGUGGAUUUUCCUCACCACUUGAGACAAGUGCUUGAGCGGCAUCGGCGUGACCAUCUGCCAUUUCACCUCAGCUUUACGAUUUUUGUAGUUGUAGCCGUGCUGCACCGGUGUGUCAUCUUUUGUAAUCCUGGAGAAUAGUCUGCAGGAGUGGCUGAUGCCGCUCACUCAAACUAGGCUCGAGUACAAUAGUUUUUUUCUGCCAUGUUGAAGAGUACGACCAUAUGUAUUUAGUAUAAGAUAACUUCUCCGCAAUAAAUGAAUGUCAUAUAGCGACGC
Molecule: messenger RNA, 3690 nt
Organism: Lolium perenne
Lineage: Eukaryota; Viridiplantae; Streptophyta; Magnoliopsida; Poales; Poaceae
Source: RefSeq, a predicted model, not a curated record